Molecule: messenger RNA, 2966 nt
Organism: Synchiropus splendidus (mandarinfish)
Lineage: Eukaryota; Metazoa; Chordata; Actinopteri; Syngnathiformes; Callionymidae
Exons: 2
Coding region: 331-885 (184 amino acids)
Source: RefSeq, a predicted model, not a curated record
UGUGUGUGUGUGUGUGUUGUUUUUGUUGCAAAGCUGCCGAGGAAUGUGCGACUGGUGGACAGAUGUGUGUGUAACAUCUGGCUGCUGGACCUUUAAUGCAGCUGCGGCUCCUCAUUCAGAUGCUGAGUGGAGCCGCGGGUGACCGGAGGAGGGAGGUUUUCCUGGAAAAACCUGACGACUCUUCAGAUCAAUUGGCAUUUGGAGCACAGCGCCGGGCAUGUAGGCAGACGCUGCGAAGGAGCCGGGAGGAGAAGCGCACCGAGCGGAUUGCGGCAGAGCGAGUGUCCCGGUGAUGGGAGCGCAGCAGCAGCAGCAGCACAAACACUUUGUAUGAAAUGCGUCAGCGCGAUCUGGAUUUACACGUUUAAAGCUCCUGGCUCCCAGACCGACGGCUUCUUCAGGUAUCCACAUGCGCGGACCGGUGUCGCCGCCGCUUUGAGCUCUCAGGCUACCGGGGUCGCAGAGUACAGAGCGAAGCGGAUGUCGACCAGCAGCUCGGAGGACGCGGCGGCGGCGGCGGUGCGCCGCUGCCACGGCGGAUCCGCGGCCAACAACGGCACGUGCGCCGAGCAGCUCAGCCUCCUCCCGCCUUUCUCCUCCGCCCUCGCGCUCCUGGUGCUGGUGGCCGUGCUCGUGGGGAUCGUCCUGGUCUCCAUGGCAACCUUCCACCUACACAAGCGGAAGCUCCGGAACCGGAAGAUCCAGCGCGCGCAGGAGGAAUACGAGCGCGACAGUCGCAGCCCAGCGCGCGCGGCGGAGCCCGCGAGGCCGUGCGUCAUCGUCCGGCCCGUCCGAAGCGAGGAAGCGGAGGAGGAGGAGGAGGAGGUGAAGGGCUCGAGCCAGCCGGAUGGCGGGAAAGCGGCGGACGCUCCUCUGGACUGUUGACUUCCGGGACUGUGGAUGAACGUGGAACAGCAAUAAGGCACAAGUAACCCCCGCAACCGUCCGUGUAGCGUUCAUAUUCAGUUUGGAGCCAACACUGGCGGCUACAAGAGAAGUCACUUUUGAACCCACAAAAAGUCCCAUCAUUUGUCCUCACAGCACCUCGUCCAGGUCAAUCGUAGGGUCAAAAAGUUCAGACUUUCCAGAACCAAAAGUAUGUUCAAAUUUUGAGUAUGAAAACCAUCAACGUCCUCAAAACGCUGAGACGCAACUCAUUUAGACACAGCAGCUCCAAGAAUGGACCUUGGGUUUUAAUAGCUUGUCAAAAAUGGAUGGAAAGUGGAACCUCGUCUUUGGCCUCCAUUAAACAGGGGCGUCCAAACCGCCGGGUGUCACGCGUGAAACCUCUUUGGUUAAACUGUGUGCGCCUGAUCGGUGGGAACAAAAAAGCUGCACCGCCGUGGCUCCUCGACCCCCACGGUUUGGUCGCCCCCACGACAAACUAGCUACCCUUCAACUUCUACUGCCAACUCAUCAUGAUCAUGACAUAAUGACCUGACGGGCUUAAACUGGCGCUGAGUAAUACCUCCCAAUAUUUUGCUAUGUAAAAUACGUCUUGGAAGCUAGCCUCUGAAAAGAGUGGAAUUUUACCUGUAAACAGAGUUCGUACCAUGAACCGAGUGGACGCUGUAUUAAGUGCAUGAAACGCUCCGCUCUCAGUGUUUGUUGCAUCUGCGAAAUGCUAAAGGCUAACAAUGACCGUGUCGUCCUAACCUUAAGUUGAUAAAUUGGUGAAUUGAAAUGAUACUUUUACCUUAUUCUACUAUAAAUAGCUCAAUAUUCUUGUUGAUAUUUAUGUGUAAAUGGUCAAAUAAUUUGUGUAUUUGGACUGCAGUCUGUCGGAAAGUUUGAAAUCAAAGACAAUGUUACUAAGAGCCUGGAUGUAAACAACUAGUAGAAUCCAACAUGAAUAACCAGAUUAUGAUUCAGCACAGAUGUGAAUUCACGCACCUUUCAUGUGGACUUUCAAGCAUCUGCUUGUGGUGGUUGGUUGCAGCCUAACUGCUCCACCAGUGAGGUGAGCUGCUUCAUCACGCUCACCAGCCUCCCCUCAUUCCCCCAUGUUCCCCAAACUCUUCUGGGUGAGGUAACCAGCCGAUUCCUCAAGCUUUUAGUUCCCUUGUACCAUAAAUGUUUGACAACGUUUGACUCUUCGCUGAAUAUGAAAGCGACAAACGCUACACAGAUUUCAUUCUCUGCUGCUUGUAGACUAGAACGAUUUUAAAAAAUGCAAAAUACUGAGCAGAAUCUAGAGACAGAGGCUCAUAGGCUAGUGGCCACUGGAUGGUAGAAGUGGUUUUAUGGAACUGUUUAAAGUGUUUGCCUGCUUGACUCUUGGACCUCUUCCGCUCCCCCCUCAGCCUUGUUUAAACUGGGAAGGUGUUUAAACUUUAACUCCUCCCUGGGAUGUGACACAUGAGGUUGUGUUGAAUUAUUUAGACCUGGUGACACAACACGGAACGUAAUGGCUUCGCUGAUCUUCCUUGGCAUGUCCUCUGACACACUAGUACCUAGUUAGACUAUAAUGGAUGUCGUGGUGCUGUUAGGCAGUGCAAUGCUGCAUUUAGGCUAUAGACAAAUGACCUAUUUGUUUGCGUAGUAUUUCAACUUGAAUUAAGUGACUUAUACUCUGUCCUCCAAUGUCAGUUAGACAUCUGUAGGUAGCGCUAGUUAGCAGGAUGCUGUCGUUAUUAUGCACAUAAGACCUUGGUUCCCUUCAUGUGUCAGAUCGUUGGUUCUAGCGCAGAUAUAGUAUUUUCAUUUGACGUAUUUUCUGACAUGUAAUAAAUGGAGAGUUCUUCCAACCGUGAAUUUAUUUCCGCCAGUAUUUUGUUUGGUAUCAUGGUAAGGCUAUAAUACAAAUCCAGUGUCAUAUAUUCUACGGAUCUGCUGUAAAUGUACGGCAUCAUGAGAGCAGGAAUGUCUUGCGGUAACAUAUUUCUCAAGUCCAUGUAACCUGCCUUAUCAAAGGAAAAUGUGUGAUAAAGAAAGUUUAUAAAUAAAUAUGUAAAGUUCACAUUUGA